AUGGGCAAAUCGAAAUGGCGAUGGGGCGUCAUCUUUGACGCAGGCUCCUCGGGCACGCGACUGCACAUUUAUCGGUGGAAGGACCCCGCGAGAGCAAUUCACGAUGCAGAUGAUGAAGACUUGGUGCGCCUGCCAAAGGUCAAGACGGACAAGAAAUGGACCGAGAAGAUCAAGCCCGGCAUCUCGACAUUUGGCGACAACCCAGAAGAUGUCGGCGAAUAUAUGAAGGCACUCGUUGAGAAGGCCGUCGCAAUCAUUCCCGAGGAAAAACAUGCCGACACGCCCAUUUUCCUCAUGGCCACUGCGGGCAUGCGUCUCUUGUCGCCACUCCAACAAAGAGCCGUCUUGUCCGAGGUUUGCACGUACUUCCGCCAAAAUACACAAUUCUCCCUUCCCGACUGCGACAGGCAUAUUCAGGUCAUUCCAGGCGAAACGGAAGGCUUGUACGGUUGGAUAGCCGCCAAUUACUUGCUGGGCGGGUUCGAUAACCCAAAGGGACACGAGCACGGCAAUGGUCACCACACCUACGGAUUCCUUGAUAUGGGCGGCGCAUCGGCCCAGAUUGCAUUUGCGCCCAACAGCACCGAGGCCGAAAAGCACGCAAAUGACCUAAAGCUUCUCAGAUUACGGACAAUGAAUGGCGCCCCAUCCGAGUACAAGGUCUUUACUACCACAUGGCUGGGAUAUGGUGUGCAUCAGGCUCGGCAACGAUAUGUUGAGAAACUUGUCGAAACGUAUCUGAUCGAAGAUGAGCACGAGGUACCAGACCCCUGCAUGCCCAGAGGCCUGCGGACGACCGAGAACGGCGAGCAAAUCAAGGGAGUGUCCAAGAAACUGGAGCUGGUAGGCACGGGCGACUUCCAGGGCUGCUUGAAAAUGACAAGGCCGCUGCUUGGAAAAGAUGUACCAUGCGAGGAUGAGCCGUGUCUGCUGAAUGGCCAGCAUGUCCCAGGAAUCGACUUUGAUGUAAAUCACUUUGUGGGCGUCUCCGAGUACUGGCACACCACGCAUGGGGUUUUCGUAGAGAAGGGCGAGAAAGCAUACGACUACAAUACAUAUCAAAAGAAGGUAGACGAGUUCUGCAGUCAGAGUUGGAGCGAUAUCGAGGCUACAACCACCCGAAAGAAGGACCAUUCCAAAGAGGCGCAGGAGGCGUGCUUCAAGGCCUCAUGGCUGAUCAAUGUACUUCAUGAAGGAAUCGGCGUCCCACGCGUUGGUAUUGAGGAGACGCCCAACCCCGAUAUCAACGUCACAAAGAAUAUCGGAGAGGCAGCACAGGAGAAAGGUUUCCUCGACGCAUUCCAAGCAGUAGACAAGAUCGACGACAUUGAAGUGAGCUGGACGCUGGGACCAAUGGUGCUCUACGCAGCUGGUCAGGUACCGCCCUCGGACGGGACCGACAAGCAUCCCGUUGGAUUCGGCAGCAACGUCAAGGGCAUCCCCAAGGACUUUCAGUACGCCGGUUCGAAUUGGACGGCGCUUCCCUUGCAAAGCAGCGGAGACGAAGACUGGGAUGAUCUUGCCGACGAGUUGGUCGACCACGUAAAAACCAGAUCUGGCUCCGGAUUCCUGUUCUUUAUCCUGAUCGCUCUCUUCAUUGGUUACCUCUUCCGCCGCAAGGACCGCAGAAUGCGCGUAUAUGGCAAAGUCAAUUCUUUGUUACGGCGCCACCAAAGACGACCUGGAAGCCCACGUAGCAAGCCGAACCGCGGCCUGGCGGCUUUUACAAACAAGAUCUUUGGCAGGAAUUCGCAUACCUACGAGCGCGUUUUGGAGGACGGUGAUGCGGCCCAAUUUGAGCUGGGCGAUGUCGACUCCGACGAGGGUGAGAACUCGGACGGCAGCGGAGCCACUCGCCAGGGACGGACGUCUGGUUUGGCCACACCCAAGCUCAAUGUCAUGGGAUCCUUUGACGAUCUGACCAAGUCGGCACACCCUGGGAGUGCCCUGGACCGGACCGGACUGGUCGUGCGAACCGAAAGCCGCGAAAGGCUUACCCCUCAAUUGCUACAUGCCGGCAGACGGAGUCGAGCGGGCAGUCCCACGAGGAUAAAGAGCCCGUUGAUGGGUCCGCUCAAUGAAGACUAA
This is a messenger RNA of Pestalotiopsis fici W106-1, 2088 nucleotides long. RefSeq lists its product as uncharacterized. Gene Ontology annotation, molecular function: nucleoside diphosphate phosphatase activity. Lineage: Eukaryota; Fungi; Ascomycota; Sordariomycetes; Amphisphaeriales; Sporocadaceae. Gene Ontology annotation, biological process: nucleoside diphosphate catabolic process. Gene Ontology annotation, cellular component: membrane. The record is from RefSeq and is a predicted model, not a curated record. The transcript has 2 exons. Bases 1 to 2088 code for a protein of 695 amino acids.